AUGACUAAAAGAAUGUGGGAGGGGAGGAGAGAAGGCUUCAAAGUCAGCUCCACAAGGGAGGAGGCACAGGGGCCCGGGCGCCCCUCCACCAGAGGGCGCUUCUCCGAGUCGUGGAAGAGACUGAGCUCCAGACAAGGGUCUACCAAGAGGUCAGGACUGGCCUCACAGCAAGUAGCGGCACAGAAAUCAUGGAUAGAAAGAGCUUUCAGCAAGAGAGAAUGUGUGCACAUUAUUGUAAGCACCAAAGACCCCCAUAGGUGCUGUUGUGGCCGUCUAAUUGGUCAACAUAUUGGCCUGCCCCCCAGCAUCUCAUCCAAUCAGAAUGAGAAGUCAGAGCGGGUGCCAAAGAAUGACAGCUUGUCAGAGAAGUGGUCCAUCAGCAAGCACACCCAGCUCAGUCCCACUGACGCCUUUGGAACCAUUGAGUUCCAGGGAGGUGGACACUCCAACAAAGCAAUGUAUGUACGAGUGUCUUACGACACUAAGCCAGACUUACUGCUGCAUCUGAUGACAAAGGAGUGGCAGCUGGAGCUUCCCAAACUGCUCAUCUCUGUUCAUGGAGGACUUCAGAACUUCGAGCUGCAGCCCAAACUCAAGCAAGUCUUCGGCAAGGGUCUCAUCAAGGCGGCCAUGACUACUGGGGCCUGGAUCUUCACUGGAGGAGUUAAUACUGGAGUCAUAAGGCAUGUUGGUGAUGCUCUAAAAGACCACGCUUCCAAAUCGAGAGGGAAGAUCUGUACUAUCGGUAUUGCCCCCUGGGGGAUUGUGGAGAACCAGGAAGACCUAGUGGGCAAAGAUGUGGUCCGGCCGUACCAGACGAUGUCUAACCCUCUUAGUAAGCUAACGGUACUCAACAGCCUACACUCCCACUUCAUUUUGGCUGAUAAUGGCACCACCGGAAAGUACGGAGCAGAAGUCAAACUGCGCAGACAGCUAGAGAAGCACAUCUCUCUGCAGAAGAUCAACACACGGAUCGGACAGGGUGUUCCAGUGGUGGCUCUGAUAGUGGAGGGGGGUCCUAAUGUGAUCUCUAUCGUGCUUGAGUACCUGAGAGACACUCCUCCUGUGCCCGUGGUGGUGUGUGACGGCAGCGGUCGGGCCUCUGACAUCCUGGCCUUUGGGCAUAAGUACUCAGAGGAGGGCGGAAUCAUAAACGAAUCUUUGAGAGACCAGUUACUAGUCACCAUUCAGAAGACGUUUACAUGAUUUGCACAAAUAUGUACGUUAAUGCUCAUGAUGUGUGUUGAAUUUAAAAGCAUUAUAACAGUGUUUCGGAUGGGAUCAGAGGGACACCAGGACAUUGAUCUGGCCAUUCUAACAGCACUUCUGAAAGGGGCCAAUGCAUCAGCUCCAGAUCAACUGAGCCUGGCUUUGGCCUGGAACAGAGUUGACAUCGCUCGAAGCCAGAUCUUCAUUUAUGGACAGCAGUGGCCUGUGGGCUCUCUAGAGCAGUCUAUGCUGGACGCACUGGUGCUGGACAGAGUGGACUUUGUGAAGCUGUUGAUUGAGAAUGGAGUGAGCAUACACCGCUUCCUGACACUGUCCAGACUUGAAGAGCUCUAUAAUACGAGGCAUGGUCCAUCCAACACCUUAUACCACCUUGUCAGAGAUGUGAAAAAGCAAGAAUAUCCAGGGUUCAGUUGGAUCUACCUCAAGGGUAACCUGCCCCCUGACUACCGCAUCAGUCUGAUUGACAUCGGAUUGGUAAUUGAAUACCUCAUGGGCGGAGCCUAUCGCUGCAAUUACACCAGGAAGAGAUUUCGGACCCUCUAUCACAACCUUUUUGGACCCAAAAGACCAAAAGCCCUGAAGCUGCUUGGAAUGGAGGAUGACAUGCCCAUUAGGCGAGGACGUCAGAAGACCACAAGGAAGCGAGAGGAGGAAGUAGACAUUGACCUGGAUGACCCAGAAAUCAAUCACUUCCCUUUCCCUUUCCAUGAGCUGAUGGUUUGGGCAGUGCUGAUGAAGCGGCAGAAGAUGGCCCUGUUUUUCUGGCAGCAUGGCGAGGAGGCCAUGGCUAAAGCGCUGGUGGCCUGUAAGCUUUGUAAAGCAAUGGCCCACGAAGCGUCAGAGAACGACAUGGUAGAUGACAUUUCACAGGAGCUCAAUCAAAACUCAAGGGAGUUUGGUCAGCUGGCUGUUGAGCUGCUCGAUCAGUCGUAUAAGCAGGAUGAACAGAUGGCCAUGAAGCUGUUAACCUACGAGCUGAAGAACUGGAGUAAUGCCACCUGUCUGCAGCUGGCAGUGGCAGCCAAGCACAGGGACUUCAUCGCCCACACCUGUAGCCAGAUGCUUCUCACCGACAUGUGGAUGGGACGUCUGCGUAUGCGCAAGAACUCUGGCCUAAAGGUUAUCUUAGGCCUUCUUCUGCCCCCCUCCAUAUUGAGUCUUGAGUUUAAAAAUAAGGACGAGAUGUCGUAUAUGCCUCAGGAUCAGGACACCUACCUGCAGGAGAAGGAUGUGGAUGAACCUGAGAAACAAGCUAAGGAGAAAGAGGAGGAGGACAUGGAGUUCACAGUAAGAUCUUACUGUGAGACGCAGUACAACUCCGUGGCUAUGCUGGGAAACGUCAGUUCAGAAGCGUCGCGUAAGAAACAGGUGGAAGAGGUUCAGAACCGUCAUCGGCUGAUUCCAGUGGGUCGCAAAAUUUACGAGUUUUACAACGCCCCUAUCGUCAAGUUCUGGUUUCACACGUUGGCUUAUGUAGGAUACUUGAUGCUCUUCAACUAUAUUGUUCUGGUGAAGAUGGACCUGUGGCCCUCUCCUCAGGAGUGGAUUGUUAUUGCCUACAUUUUCACCAAUGGUAUCGAGAAGAUGAGAGAGAUCCUCAUGUCAGAGCCGGGAAAGCUCCUGCAGAAGGUGAAAGUGUGGCUGCAGGAGUACUGGAACAUCACUGACCUCAUGGCCAUCCUCAUCUUCUCCAUCGGGAUGGUGCUUCGCCUGCAAGACCCUCCCCUGAUGAGCUACGGGAGGGUCAUUUACUGUGUCAAUAUCAUCUAUUGGUACAUAAGACUGCUUGACAUCUUUGGAGUGAACAAAUACCUGGGUCCAUACGUCAUGAUGAUUGGCAAGAUGAUGAUUGACAUGAUGUAUUUUGUGAUCAUCAUGUUGGUGGUGCUGAUGAGUUUCGGAGUGGCGCGGCAGGCUAUCCUCAAUCCCAAUGAGGACCCGUCCUGGAUGCUGGCACGCAACAUCUUCUUCAUGCCAUACUGGAUGAUCUACGGAGAGGUGUUUGCUGACCAAAUCGACCCUCCAUGUGGCCAGAACAUCACCACAGAGGAAGGAGUCAUCGUGCCUCUCCCACCCUGCAAAACCGGUGCUUGGAUUGUUCCCGCCAUCAUGGCCUGCUACUUGCUGGUGGCCAACAUCCUUCUGGUUAAUUUGCUCAUUGCUGUCUUUAAUAACACAUUCUUUGAAGUGAAGUCCAUCUCCAACCAGGUGUGGAAGUUCCAGAGGUACCAGCUGAUCAUGACCUUCCAUGAACGUCCUGUCCUUCCUCCUCCUCUCAUCAUUUUCAGCCACAUAACUAUGGUCCUCAAACACCUUUGCUGUCGCUGGAGGAAACAUGAUGAGGAUGAGCGGGACUAUGGGCUGAAGCUCUUCAUUACGGAAGAUGAACUGAAGAAGGUACAUGACUUUGAAGAGCAGUGCAUGGAGGAGUAUUUCAGAGAGAAAGAUGACCGCUUCAAUUCCUCCAAUGAUGAGAGGAUACGUGUGACAUCUGAAAGGGUGGAGAACAUGGCGAUGCGUCUGGAGGAAGUGAACGAGAGGGAACAUUUCAUGAAAGCGUCCCUGCAGACUGUGGAUAUCCGGCUCGCCCAGAUGGAGGAGAUGAUCGGCCGCAUUGCUGUGGCACUGGAGCGAGUUGCUGGUAUGGAUCGAGGCGAAGUCAACAAAGCCCGGUCCAGGACAUCAUCUGACUGCACAGAUACAAAUUACAUCCUGCGCCAGAGCAGUUUCAACAGCCAAGAAGGCAAUUCCUACAGGCUACAAGAGUCUCUGGAGCAGGGUGGUGAGGAAUCCAUUUCCCCUACAUCUCCGACCGCUCUGGCCCCACGUGUCCGCAGUCACUCCUUCUACGCAAGCCACUUAGAAGUCUUCCUUAAAGACAGAUUGUUCAGCCUCCAUCGGGCCAACAGCUCACAGUCUGUGUCCUCAGGAGCAGGUCCCAAAGAGUCCAAGCCCACACCUUUGAAUACUUUAUCUGUGCAGCAGCAGCUUCGCCCUUCUUCCUGCAUAGACAUCUAUGUUUCUGCCUCAGAGGACGUCCCGCCCAAUGAGAGCUUCUUGGAGCCGGUCCGGACAGUUCCAUCUCUCGCUCGAGACUCAUCUCUCCAUUCUGAGAUCAUGGAGGUGGUGCUCUCAGGGGGGCGGGACUGCAGCAGAAGGGCAGGGGGCAGUGAAAGACAGUCGGAUGGUACGGUCCUGUUUGAGGACAGCGCCGCCGCUGACCUAUCGCUCUGCUCUGCCCACCUGCUGCCGGAUACCUUGCCCCCUUGGGACCUGGACCCCUCGCCGCCACCAUCGGCUGGCGUUCUCGAGCGGUCCAAGAGCAGCCGCUUCCUGUCUGCAGCAGGGCCUCUGUUUCUGGACGAGCCGCCAUUAGUUAAGUCGCACAGCCUGAUGUUCACGUCACGUGGUUACUAUGGCGGCAUGGGCGUGCAGGUGAAGGCAGCCGAAUAUACCAGCAUAACAGAUUGCAUCGACACCCGUUGCGUCUCUACCCCUUACCCUGUCCCAGAGAGGUCUGAUUCACCUGGAGGCUCUUUCACAUUCGAUAAGCCCCAGGACCUGGGCGUCUCACACCCUGAGAGAGAUGCUGAGCUCAGUCAUGCAGAAUCUGAUCCAGAGGAACCCGCAGAGGGGUCAGCAGACACAGGUAAGGGGGGUCAAAGCAGCAGUGGGGUAACAGGCGCAGACCUGGGCUUGGGCCUCGCGCUGGGCCCGUUUUGUUCGCCGAUUUCUAGACUAGAGCGAGCAAACAGCUGCUCCUCUUCGGAGGAGUCCCACUCCAACAUCUACUCCCGAAAGAGCUUCUCCAUUAGUGAGAGAAUGGACAAGGGUCGUGGAAGCUCAAGGAAUCCUUUCCAGAAGGCCAGAGCCGGGGCAAGGCUGGAGGGUAAGACAGACUCGCUGUCCAUGAGGAAACUGGCCAAACCCUCGGCGUUCCAAAGUUUUGACGGCAGACACAAUUACACGUGAUAAUGGCAUACCAGUAGUGAUGCCACUGUACAUCUAGUUCCUGUAGGAUGGCUCUACCUCAUUUAAAAUCCAAGGGCCAGUCCGUUAAUUAGUACUGUCUGAGUGAGUAAUUAGCUGUACACUGGAAUGUUUUAUCAUGGGUAUCAACUUUUCUGUUAUAACACUGCAAUGCAAAGUGUUCUUUAGAAUUCAUAGACUCAGAAGAUGACCACUGCCCUUAGGCUAACAUUAGUUCCCAGCUGAGGUGAAAACCUUGAGAUUAAGGGCCUGUUAACACUAAGAUGAAUGUUCAGUAUGAAAAAAAAUGUCAUUUAAGUGAACGGCUGUUAAUGCAGAAUUUUAUUUUAGGAGAGGUUUCCAAUAUCUUUUUCAUUGCACAGCAAAAACAACAAAAUAAAAAAAAAUGGCCAACCAAUAAGCUUUUUGGUCACAUGCCCACAGCCACUGCUGUUACAUAAACUACAACUUAAGGGGUGGUCACAAUACACUUUUCAUUC
This is a messenger RNA of Sinocyclocheilus rhinocerous, 5699 nucleotides long. RefSeq names its product transient receptor potential cation channel subfamily M member 3-like. Lineage: Eukaryota; Metazoa; Chordata; Actinopteri; Cypriniformes; Cyprinidae. Gene Ontology annotation, biological process: monoatomic cation transmembrane transport; protein tetramerization; metal ion transport. Gene Ontology annotation, molecular function: monoatomic cation channel activity. Gene Ontology annotation, cellular component: plasma membrane. The record is from RefSeq and is a predicted model, not a curated record.